Molecule: messenger RNA, 1632 nt
Organism: Rhipicephalus sanguineus (brown dog tick)
Lineage: Eukaryota; Metazoa; Arthropoda; Arachnida; Ixodida; Ixodidae
Exons: 1
Coding region: 1-1632 (543 amino acids)
Biological process (GO): DNA integration
Molecular function (GO): nucleic acid binding
Source: RefSeq, a predicted model, not a curated record
AUGGUGUCAGAAGUGGGAUGGGGCCCGGCGCAGCAACCUGCCUUCUCCGAAGUGAAGAAGCUACUGUACUCAGACCUCUGCGUGGCUCGCUACAACACCACGUACAAGACCACAAUCUUAGCUGACGCCGGCUCCUAUGGUAUCGGGGCAGUACUUAUCCAAGAACAGCCGUCCGGUGAGCGUCGAGCCGUCGCCUUCGCAUCGCGCUCCCUCACAUGCACAGAGCGCCGGUACAGCCAAACAGAAAAAGAAGCUUUGGCGGCCAGCUGGGCGGUGCAAAGAUUCGAGGAAUACGUCCGUGGACUUCAGUUCUUCCUCGAGACGGACCAUCAACCGCUAGUGGCGCUCUUGCGUUCCAUGGAUGCUGACCUACUGCCACCACGGAUCCAGCGGUUUCGCUUGAAGCUCAUGCGUUUCCAGUACCAAGUACUCUACGUACCGAAGAAGCUGUUGGCAACAGCCGAUACGCUUUUGCGCGCACCGCUGGAUUCCCCUUCAUCCAGCCGGGUGAAUCAAGUAGAGCUCUUUGCCCAAGAGGUCGUCCGCUUCUUCCCAGACAUCGUCUCGUCGCAGCUUGAGCACCUGCGCCAGGCCCAAGCCAACGACGGCGAGUGCAGUCUGCUGCUUCAGUACUGCGCCAACGGCUGGCCUCGGCAGUCCCACUUGCCUCUCCAUGCGAAGAGGCACUGGCAGUACCAAGGAGACCUCAGCGUCUGUGAGGGAUUGCUUCUGAAAGGGUCCCGCAUCUUCGUGCCGUCUGCCCUUCAGCGCCACAUGCUCGAGCUUCUCCAUGACGGGCAUCAACGCAUCGACCGAUGCAAAGCUUUAGCUCGGGAGUCGGUCUGGUGGCCGGGCAUCAACAACCAGAUAGAAACACUGGUGUCUAACUGCCACACGUGUGCCGAAACCAGGGUGCAGCGCUCGGAGCCCAUGCUGCCCUCAACCAUUCCAAGUCGGCCCUGGGAAGAGGUCUGCAUCGAUCUUUUUCAUCUCAAUGGCCAAGACUUUGUCCUUCUGGUGGAUUACCGGUCACGCUUCCCGGAAGUCAUCAGUCUACGUUCGACCACAGCACUUGUGGUCAUCAGCGCUAUCAAGAACGUUUUCGAACGCCAUAGGAUUCCGAGACUGGUGCGCAGCGACAACGGCCCUCGGUUUGCUGCGAAAGAGUUCUCCGCCUUCGUCAAGUCCUACGGCCUCUGCCAUGUCACCAGCAGCCCCCAUUUUCCACAGUCGAAUGGGGAGGUGGAACGGAUGGUGAGGACAGUCAAAGACCUGCUGCGGAAGGCGGAUGAUCCCUACCUGGCACUUUUGGCAUACCGGAACACACCCGGGGUAACUGGAGUGAGUCCUGCUCAGCUGCUCAUGAGUAGGCGCCUACAGACUCGGCUGCCGAAGACGUCGCACCUGCUGGAGCCAUCCUGGCCUCCUUCGGUCACAAUCACUCAACGUGACGAAGACAACCGGAGGCGCCAAGCGUCAGACUUUAACCGAAGACAUGCAGCUCACACCUUGCGGCCUCUUCAGGCCGGAGAGCGGGUCUGGGUGCAAGAUGUCAACUCCCCAGCAACCGUCUUAGGGCCAGCUCAACGCCCGCGCUCCUACGUGGUGAAGACUCCGACAGAUGUACUUUAG